Phlebotomus argentipes is the source of this 1433-nucleotide messenger RNA. RefSeq names its product PR domain zinc finger protein 5-like. Gene Ontology annotation, biological process: regulation of transcription by RNA polymerase II. Gene Ontology annotation, molecular function: DNA-binding transcription factor activity, RNA polymerase II-specific; RNA polymerase II transcription regulatory region sequence-specific DNA binding. The coding region runs from base 81 to 1433 and encodes 450 amino acids. The transcript is spliced from 2 exons. The record is from RefSeq and is a predicted model, not a curated record. Gene Ontology annotation, cellular component: nucleus. Lineage: Eukaryota; Metazoa; Arthropoda; Insecta; Diptera; Psychodidae.
AUGACAUUUCGUCUAUUUGUUUACAAUUUUGCGAUUUCACUCGAUUUAAUAAACUUUUAGAAAUUAUCUAGUGGCGGAAAAUGGAAAACAAGAGUGAUAAGAAUUCUUUGGUAGACAUUGUCGUAAAGCAAGAGGUGGAUGAAGUAGAAUCAAUUGCAAAUGUUCAGGACAAUUGCAAUGACGAGGAUGGUAGCAUUCCAUUGACAGUGAACUCACUGCUGAUUCCAAGCCUGAACCAAGGGCGGCUCGAGAAGCUGUAUGAAUGCGAAAUAUGUGGGGCGACACACCGGAAUAUGGGUCUUCUCGGGGCGCACAUGGCCAAAGUGCACAGCAACAAGGUGAGAUACAACUGCCCACACUGUCCGGCCGUGUUCCGGAAGCGACAGGCGCUGAAGCGGCACGUCGCAUUGGAUCAUGUGUGUGGCUAUUGCGGCUUGUGUCUGGUGAGCAAGACUGAGAAGUCCGCACACGUUGCGGAGACACACGGAGAGGACAAAUAUAUCGCACAGAAGCGUCACAGGAAGUCGUACGCCUGUCACGAUUGCGGAAGGAUUUACACGUGCAGAGACGUGUUCCGGAAGCAUCUGAACCGCCAUGGAAAGGUCGCCUCGAAGGAGUCGCGCAAGUGCAAACUGUGCUCGCAGCAGUGCAGGACUGAAGCCACGCUGAUCACUCACUUGAGCACACACGCGACUCUUGUGCCCUUAGCCUGCUCAGUCAGGACCUGCAUGGCUCUGUUCAUCACAGAUGAACAUCGCCAGGAGCACGUCGCGACACACGAAGAAGUAUCCGCUUGUCCCUUCUGUUCGAGGACAUUUUUGCUGAAGAGCAAUCUGCUGAAGCACAUGAACAAGAUACACAUGACCAAAUCCAUAAAAUCUGAACUGCUGGGGUCUGGAGAUUUAAUGGGUAAGGAGAAGCCACUCACAAUCAGUCAGAGGCAGAGCAUUAGGUGUAGAAAGAUGGUGGCCAAGAAGGUCAAAAGAGUUCCGCAAGUUAAGAAGAAUUUCACUUGCAAAUAUUGCAAUGUGCAAUUCGGCGAAAAGAAAAGUCUUUCAAAACAUUUGCAAGACGUUCAUGGCAUUCAUCGCAAGGAAGCCUCGUAUCCUUGUCCGGAUUGCCAUAAGAAAUUCAUGAGUAUCGAAUAUGUGAGAAGUCAUAUGAACAGAUUUUGCCAAAACAGGCUUUUUUGUCCGAUUUGUGAGUACUUUUGCAGGGAAAAGAAUGAACUAUUCGACCACCUUCGCAUUCAUGACAUCAAACUUGGGCCACAAACGCUGUCCAAAUCGAAGCAAAAUCACACAAUCACUAGUUGUAGCAAUUAUUCUGAGACUCCUGGAGAGGAAAUGGUGCUUCUCAAGCUGGAAGCUCCUGAAGAAGAGUGUCAAGCAGAAAUGUUUGACAGUGCGGAUGAUGAAUUCAUUCUCUCAUGA